Molecule: messenger RNA, 939 nt
Organism: Marchantia polymorpha subsp. ruderalis
Lineage: Eukaryota; Viridiplantae; Streptophyta; Marchantiopsida; Marchantiales; Marchantiaceae
Source: the annotation of a GenBank genome assembly
AUGGCGUCGCGGCAGAAUCCGAUUCGCCCAAAUCCCUUCCUUUUCCCCGUCCCUUUCAUACCGAUUUUACCGUUCGGGGCAUUGAUUGAAUCUCCACAAAGGGGCGACAAGAGCCCUUCGGGCAUACGGUGUAGGAUACUCGGAGGGGGUGAAGGCGAUCCGUUGAGGCACUACACCGGAGGAACAAGGUCGGCCUUUAGAUCGGACCGGUGCUUGUGGGAGUGCCCUCGAUGCCGUCGAUCGGGAACACUCGAGGCAUCUUUUGUCGAGCGGUGGCACCGGUGGCAAGAGGUUUAUCAGCGGUCUCACGUGAUGCCGAGCAAUGAUCGUCGUCACAUGCCAUGGCAUGGAAUGGUAUGGCAUGGCAUGAGGGUCUCCCCCGUUCUGCUGCUGGCAUUGAUGAGCGUCGUUCGUAGGGAGCCCGCGGGGGCAUCCGCUCCGGUUCCGUACUCAACGUUUCCAGCGUGCGAACGGAACGCAACGCAGGACGGAUGGAUCUCGUUCUUCAACGGCGAUGGAAGGGCCAGAAUCGGGGUGCCGCACGACACUGCGGAGUCCUCUGCCGUGCCUCAGACAUGUGAGUGGGAGGAGGACGACAACGCCGGCUUCAGUGACGAUGGUCAGUGCUUGUCACUUGGACAGGCGUGCGACUCGUACUCGGCAGGAAAGUUGGCUUGCUCUCGAGGGGCUAUGUACGACAUCGUCCCCUCGGGGAGCAGACGCGACAAACGAGGGUCGGCACGCAAGGUGUUGCACAUGAUGGAUCCAUGUGUGCCAUGUCAGGCACGGUGGUGGAAAUCACAAAUAGAAGCAUGGAGAGCACUGUGGAGAACUGUGCUCUCCCCACGGUGUCCUCAUCCUCUACAGCGAAGGCUAAAUUAUGGCAAGAUUUCUACGCCCGCAACAACAGCGAGAUGCAAGUCCCUCGAGUCUAAAUAA